UAAGAACAGUUGUGUUGAACGGAGCGAUUUGAAUUUGUUCUCGAAGAAAAUAAUUACAAAAAAAAACCUGACGCAAAUAAUAAAUAAACAAAAAAUAUUUUCUUACUGAAUAUUGUGGAAUAUUUAUAUAUUCGUAAUACAAUUGUAUAUAUACAAUAUACAACAAAAUCAGCGGAUACCAAAAUAAUUGCCGAAAAAGCAUACGUUUUGCCAUGGACGUCGACGCCGAUGAGAUACGCGCUUUGGCUUAUCUGAUGGCGUUUAAGACGGCUUGCGUGAAUGUACCGUUUGGUGGUUCCAAGGGUGGCAUACGUAUCGACCCGAAGAAGUAUACUGCACAAGAAUUGCAAACAAUUACGCGUCGCUAUACAAUGGAGCUAUUACGUCGCAAUAUGAUAGGUCCGGGUAUAGAUGUACCGGCACCAGAUGUGAAUACCAGCCAACGCGAGAUGAGUUGGUUGGUGGAUCAAUAUAUUAAAACUUUUGGCUAUAACGAUGUAGAUGCAUUGGCCAUCACGACUGGUAAGCCAGUAGAAAUAGGCGGUAUAAAUGGUCGCACCGCCGCCACGGGACGUGGUCUAUUUAAGGCGGCUGAAUGUUUUAUUAUGGAUAAAGAUUGGAUGGAUUUAUUAGGCUGGAAGACUGGUUGGAAAGAUAAAACCGUGAUCGUACAAGGGUUUGGCAAUGUCGGUUCCCAUGCAUCCGUUUUUGUAGUGGAAGCCGGUGCCAAACUGAUCGGUGUUCAAGAAUUUGACGUGUCUCUAGUAAAUGAGAAUGGCAUUGAUCCAAAGGACUUAAUGGAGUAUUAUGCAAAAAAUAAUAAAUCAAUCAAGGGCUAUACCAAAGCCACCGAAAAAGAGGGCAGUUUGUUGGGUGAAAAAUGCGAUAUACUAAUGCCUUGCUCUACGCAAAAGGUUCUCACUGUCGAAAAUGCUAACAGUGUACAAGCCAAGAUGAUUUUAGAAGGCGCUAAUGGUCCUUCGACGCCAGCUGCCGAUGAAAUAUUACGUAAAAAGAAUGUACUCAUUAUACCGGAUUUGUUUUGCAAUGCUGGCGGUGUAACGGUAUCCUACUUUGAGUACUUAAAGAAUAUCAAUCAUGUAUCUUAUGGCAAAAUGAAUGUUAAACGCGAGAAAGCCAUAAUCAACGAGAUCUUUAACUCCAUGAAUGAGUGCGAGGUAAGUGAACUUUGACCACCGUGCAAAUAA
Messenger RNA from Zeugodacus cucurbitae (melon fly), 1208 nucleotides. Its product is annotated as glutamate dehydrogenase, mitochondrial-like. The coding region runs from base 213 to 1193 and encodes 326 amino acids. Lineage: Eukaryota; Metazoa; Arthropoda; Insecta; Diptera; Tephritidae. Gene Ontology annotation, cellular component: mitochondrion. Gene Ontology annotation, molecular function: L-glutamate dehydrogenase (NAD+) activity. Gene Ontology annotation, biological process: L-glutamate catabolic process. The transcript is spliced from 4 exons. The record is from RefSeq and is a predicted model, not a curated record.